AUGGGAGAACGAGGACAAAGACACCGAGUGAGCUGCUGGUGGAUUGCUGGAAUUGUGUUGCUGUGCUUUGGGAAUCGUAUUUUGGCACAGUUGAGAUACUCUGUUCCAGAAGAAGUCCUAGUGGGAUCUCCUGUUGGAAAUGUUGCCAAAGAUUUGGGGCUUGAUAUUAACACUUUGACAGAGAGGCGAUUUCGUAUAGUUUCGGGUCCGAAUCAUGCUCUGUUUCUAUUGAAUCAGAACAAUGGAGUGCUGUAUGUUGGGCAAAUUAUGGACCGCGAAGAGCUUUGUGAUGGAACCAAGGUUUGUUUGAUAAACUUGAAAAUUGUUGUUGAGAGCCCACUGGAAAUACAUUACGUGAACGUUGAAAUAACUGAUGUUAAUGACCAUUCACCGACCUUCCCAGAAAGUGAGCAACGUCUGGAAAUAGCAGAGCAUAUUCCACCAGGAACUCGUUUCCAAAUUCAUGCAGCUAGAGACCCUGAUGUCGGGACACAGUCAGUCCGAUUCUAUAAGUUGAGCCCAAAUGAUCUUUUUGAUAUACAAGUCAGAGACAGCGAGGAGGACAAAAUACCGUUUUUAGUGCUAAAAAAGCCGUUGGAUAGGGAACAAAAGGCAGAACACCGUUUAGUGUUAACUGCUCUUGAUGGGGGCAGUCCGUCAAAAUCUGGGAACCUUAAUCUAACUAUCACUGUGCUGGAUGCAAAUGAUAAUCGCCCUGUGUUCAGCAAAGAUAUACACACUGUGUCAUUAGUGGAAAAUGCUCCCAUUGGAACCCUUGUAAUCAGAUUAAACGCUACCGAUAUAGACGAAGGUUCAAAUAGCGAAAUUGAAUAUAGCUUUGGCAAAACUCAAAAGAAAAAAGUGCACGAUACCUUUGAAUUAGACAGCGUCAGUGGUGAGAUUCGAGUCAAAGGAAACGUGGACUUUGAGGAGACUGAGAUUUAUAGACUAGAUUUGCAAGCUUCAGAUAAAGGCCAGCCACCCUGGACGGCCGAAAGCAGAGUUGUGAUAAAAAUUAAAGAUGUGAACGACAACAAGCCAGACAUAGAAGUGACAUCACUACGUAACUUAGUCCCUGAAAAUUCCAAACCUGGCACUGUUAUCUCUCUCAUUAGUGUCACUGACAGAGAUUCAGGCGUUAAUGGGAAAGUUAUUUGUACAAUAUCGGAUAAUGUUCCAUUUGAUCUGACGCCAUCCAUUGAAGAAAAUAUGUACUCUCUUGUCACAAAGGGACGUUUAGACAGAGAGAAUGUGUCCCAUUAUGAAAUUACAAUAACAGCCACUGACUGUGGUGAGCACCCACUUUCCACUGUAAAAACGUUAAAUGUUCAGGUGUCAGACGUGAAUGAUAACAGACCAAAUUUCAGCCAAAGUCCAUGUGAACUUUACAUGGUAGAAAACAAUGCUCCUGGCGCAUCGAUAUUUUCUGUUAGUGCUGUUGAUAUUGAUCUGAAUGAAAAUGCAGCAAUCACGUACCACAUUGUGAGAGGUGAUGGGCUGCAAGGUGACAUGACAUCUUUCCUAAAUGUCAAUUCAGAUAACGGACAAAUAUCAGCACUAAAAAGUUUUGACUUUGAAACUCUGAAAACGUUCCACUUCCAAGUUGUCGCCACAGAUUCUGGAAUUCCGUCACUAAGCAGCAACGUCACAGUGAACGUGUUCAUUCUGGAUCAGAACGACAACGCUCCAGUCAUCCUGUAUCCAGUCAGCUCCAACGGUUCUGCUGAAGGUGUGGAGGAGAUUCCCCGCAAUGUCAACGCAGGACACUUGGUGACUAAAGUCAGAGCCUAUGACGCUGAUAUAGGAUAUAACGGCUGGUUACUGUUUUCACUGCAGGAAGUUACUGACCACACUCUCUUUGGUUUGGACCGCUAUACAGGACAGAUCAGAACACUUCGCUCAUUCACAGAGACAGACGAGGCUGAGCAUAAACUGGUCAUACUGGUGAAAGACAAUGGCAACGUUUCACUCUCAGCAACAGCUACUGUGAUAGUCAAAGUUGUGGAGCCCAAAGAAGCUUUUGCAGCUUCUGAUGUUAAAAGUGCAACAAAGGAUGAGGAGGGCAAUGACGUGACUUUUUAUCUGAUGAUAACUUUGGGCUCAGUGUCUGUACUUUUUAUCAUCAGUAUCAUUGUGCUGAUUGCAAUGCAGUGCUCCAAAACUACAGAAUAUACAUCCAAAUACCUACAAGAGACAAAUUAUGAUGGGACACUGUGUCACAGCAUCCAGUACAGAUCCGGUGACAAGCGAUACAUGUUAGUUGGACCCAGAAUGAGUAUAGGAUCUACUAUAGUCCCAGGCAGCCAUGCAAAUACUCUAGUACUUCCUGACAGAAGAGGGACAUCUGGAGAGGUAAGCCCAUGUUUCACUUUUAAUUGA
This is a messenger RNA of Scomber japonicus (chub mackerel), 2379 nucleotides long. RefSeq names its product protocadherin alpha-3-like. Bases 1 to 2379 code for a protein of 792 amino acids. Gene Ontology annotation, molecular function: calcium ion binding. Gene Ontology annotation, biological process: homophilic cell-cell adhesion. The record is from RefSeq and is a predicted model, not a curated record. Lineage: Eukaryota; Metazoa; Chordata; Actinopteri; Scombriformes; Scombridae. Gene Ontology annotation, cellular component: plasma membrane. The transcript has a single exon.